AUGAAUUAAGAAAAUAAUAGUAACUCUUAUAAAGUUAAAAAGUAAUCCCUAAUUUGGGCAUAAAUCAAUCAGGUAGCGACAUAAUUAUAUUUAUUAGAUAAAAUUACUAAAAAAUAGCUUACCAUCAAUUAAAAAAAAAAAUUUAGGUUAUUUUCCAAAUGAAAUGAUGAUUGAGGAAAAUAAUGAAACUUUUACUUUUAUUUUUCCAGAUAAUGAAGAUUUGAAAUAUUAUAAUAAUUUUUUUGAGCUAUUUGAUUUAAACGAAAAAGGUUUUAAAGCAAUUACCCCUUAUAUAAUUAUUAGAUUAUUAAAAUUGGGAAUAACUCUCAAUAAAUUAGGGUAUGAAAUUAAUUCUAUUAAAGAAUUCAUCUUCCAAUGCUGAGUAGUUCUCAUUUUACUGACACUCCAGAUCUUUCUCAAUAGAUUGUACAAAAUUAGUAAAAUUAAAUGAACAAAUUAUAAACAAAAAAGAUUUACCUUGCUUAAUUUGGAACAGAUGAAUUAGAAAAGAAUAAUCAGAAAUUAAUCAAAAAUAGCAAUAUACCUAAUGAGAUUAUUGAUUAGAUAAUUAAAGGGAAUGUAAAAUAAUUAAAGUUUAAUGAAAAAAUGACAGUUUUUGCCUUAGGUUGUGUUAUAUAUGAAAUACAAACCAAUAAUUCAAUCUUUGAAAUUUAGAAAUAAUAAUAAUUAUAGAAACGAAAUAAUAUAAUCAAUAAUAAGGACCCUAUUGAUAUAGAAAUAUUAUAAUUAGUAGAAAAAUGUACAAUAAAAAAUUCACAUGAAAGACCAACAUUAAUAUAAUUAAGGAUGGAAUACUUUACAUUAUUUUUGAAAGAGAAGAUUUUAGGUUUAGAAGAAUUUUUAAUUUAUAAAAUAGGUAAAUAUUUGAUAGCUCCUAAUGAAUUAAUUACUGGAAGACUUUAUAUAAUGGAAUUCUUUGCAAAAAUAAAGUUUAUUAAAUUGUUUUUUAAAAAGAAUUCAAGUAAAGAUGAUGCAAUUAAAUCAAAUACUAUAAUCUUAUUAUAAAUAUACUAGGAAUUAGAUAAAUUAAAUCUUGAUGUAAAUUAAGAGUUAAUAUUAUGGGAUGAGGAGAAUACAAAAGAUGAAAUAAAUCAAUUUAAGAAGUAUUAUCUAAAGACUUAUUUAUCAAUUUUAGAAAAUUAUAAAGAUAAAAUAAUUGAAUAACAAGAUUAGACAAUUCCUUAAUUACCAAAUAAAAAUUAUGAUGUUUUAUAUAAUAAUAAAAUUAGAGAAAUAUUAGACUAACUUAAAAAAUAGAAUGUCAAAUCUUCUUUACUUAAUUGUUUAUAACAUUUAAAUAAAAUAUUCAAAUUUAGACAUUUAUUAGAAUAUUUCAAGCCAAUUUAAGCGGAAUUAAUAAAAACAAAGCCCUAUCGUAGAUAUGAUAAAAUAUUAGAAAUUCUAUUUAAUGAUGAAAAUGAUCAAAUUUUAGAUUUAGACAGAAUAUCAAAAAUAAAAUAGAAUAUUUGA
Messenger RNA from Paramecium pentaurelia, 1491 nucleotides. The record is from the annotation of a GenBank genome assembly. Lineage: Eukaryota; Ciliophora; Oligohymenophorea; Peniculida; Parameciidae.